AUGUUUUGCUGUGGUAAGAAUGGGAAUUAGUAAGCUUAGAGGAAUAGAAUGACAAGAUUCCGUUUUUCAGCUGAAGAAGUUUAAGAAAUGCAUAGAAGGUAACAUACAUGCUUAAAUAAAGAUUUUAGAGAAUGACUAAUGGAUCUAAUUUUUUAACAAAAAAUCAAUUUAGAGACAAUAUGGGACUACUUGGACUUGAAACAGUUUAAGUAUUGAGUGAUUGUUUAUUUUAAAUAAUUGAUGAAGAUCAGGAUGGUAAAAUUUAAUUUAAUGAAUUUCUUGCUUAUUUCGAUAAAAUUACUUAUGGUUCUCAAGAUGAAAAAGCUGAGAUAUCAUAUAAAUUAAUUGAUUAAAAUAGAAAAGGUUAUUUCACAUUAAGAGAUUUUUAAUAAACAAUGCAAGCUUUGAUUGAUUCUUGGGUUGUUAUGACAGGAACAGCCAUAACAAAUGAAAUAAGAGAUCAUUUAGAAAAAAGAGUUACUUAUAUAUUUACAUAAAUGGAUAAGAAUAAUGAUGAGAAGGUCUCAUUUAUUGAAUAUAAAGGAAUUUUAGCAAGUGAUCCAUCUUUACUAGAUAUAUUUGAAUUUUUAAGGAAAGGCAUAACAAUUUCUAUUAAAGAAGCAACCUUAAAAUAAGAUUAGAUUGUUCUUAGUGAGUUUUAUUUGAUCAAGGAUUAAGCAGUAGACUUAUUUGAAAUGAUGAUAGGAUUGUAAUAAAAUAGAUAUUCAACAACUGUAUAAGCAAAACCAAAUUUAAUUUCCAGUUUAAUGUUUUGUUAGAAAAAAAUGUAUAUCAAAUCAAUAUAUUUUAAAGGAAGUAGAAUACAAAUAGUUAAUUUGGAAUCCAAUAUUUGAUGGGAGAAGAGAUUGAUGCUUUAUCAUUAAGAAUGUCAAGUACUAUAAAUGUGAAUAAGACACGUUAAUAAGGAGCAGUUUAAACUAGUUAAAUUAUAUGUGCCACUAGUUAGAUUGGUCCAUUCAUACAUAGAGGAGAUCAAGAAAUCCCUAUAAAAAUAGAUUAUAAUUUAUAAUCAAAAGAAAGUGAGGAAACUUUAGAUCCAGAAUUAACUGAUGGAUUAGAAAAGAUUAAUUAUAUGACAGAAGAUUAGAUAAGAGAUAAUUAUAAAGAAGCUUUGAUAAAGAUUCAUGAAUUAAAAUAAUAAACUUAAUAAUCUUUAGAUAGAUUAGAAAAAAUGUAUUAAAAGAAAUUAGAAGAAUUUAAUAUUAAGAAGAAGAAAGAUAUAGAAUUGGCUGAAAAAAGAAGAGCUACUAUAGCUAACAUAAAUAAAAAGAGAAAAACAGCUUUAUCUGUAUAAUUUGGACAUUAAAAUUGGAAUCUUGUAUUAAAUAUGAUGAUUGGAAUAUAAAUGGCAGUAAAAUCAGUAAAUGCUUUAAGUGAUUAUGAAGUUACAUUAAAAGAUUUUAAAUUAAAAUAUUAUUUUGAACUUAUGCCAAAGAGAACUGGUAAUGAAAAAGCAACUUUUAAGGUUUGUAAAUUCUUUGAUUAUGCUCCUUAAGUAUUUAAUCAUAUUAGAAAAAUGUUUUUUAUAGAUAAUGAUAAUUAUUUGAGUAGCAUUGGACCUGAAACAUUAUUAUCAAGUAUUUUAAAAGGAGAUCUUAGUACAUUAUCUGAAUUGACAUCUAGUGGUAAAAGUGGCAGUUUUUUCUAUUAUUCAUAAGAUGGUAUUUAUACAUUAAAAACUAUUUCAAAAACAGAAUUUACUUUUAUGAGACAUAUCUUAUAUAAUUAUUUUAAACAUCUUAAAGAUUAUAGAUAAUCAUUAAUAAUUAAGUUAUUUGGAAUGCAUAAAAUUAUAUUAGAUGAUAAAAAAAUACAUUUUAUUAUUAUGAGUAAUGUAUUCAAAACAUCUCAUGAAAUUAAUUUAAGAUAUGAUAUUAAAGGGAGUCUUCAUUAAAGAAAAACUCCAAAUAAUGCUGAUUAUACUGUAGCUAGAAAAGAUUUAAAUUUUUUGGAAUCUCAUGAAAAAAUUAAUAUUAGAAUAGAUAAAUAAAGUGAAUUACUUACAUAAUUAUGUAAAGAUGCAGAUUUUUUUGCUUAAAAUAAUAUUAUAGAUUAUAGUUUACUUUUGGGAAUUCAUGAAAUUAAUUUUCUUUAAACUUCUUCAAGAACAGACAUAAUACAUGAACAAGAUUAAGAAGACAUUUCUAUAAUUCAAUCAAAAACUGGUGAUAAAAUAUAUUUCUUUGGAAUUAUUGAUAUAUUGACAAAUUUUAAGUAUUAAUCAGAUAUAUUUAUAUCUUAGCACUAAAAAGAAGAUAGAAUAUUGUUGUAAAAGAUGUUUUUAAGGUCCUGAUAUUUCUGCAAUACCUCCUCAUCAAUAUGCUGAAAGAUUUAAAAGAUUUAUAACCAAUAUGUUUAGAAACAAUAUCUGA
Messenger RNA from Paramecium pentaurelia, 2393 nucleotides. The record is from the annotation of a GenBank genome assembly. Lineage: Eukaryota; Ciliophora; Oligohymenophorea; Peniculida; Parameciidae.